AUGAAGCGGCAGAACCUGCGCACGGCCGCGCUCAUCCUCUGCAUCUUCUCCUACCUGCUGGUGGGCGCCGCCGUCUUCGAUGCGCUGGAGUCGGAGGCGGAGAGCGGCCGCAAGCGGCUGCUGGAGCAGAAGCGCGGGGAGCUGCGGAGGAAGUACCGCUUCUCCGCCGACGAUUACCGGGAGCUGGAGCGGCUGGUGCUGCAGGCCGAGCCCCACCGAGCCGGCAGGCAGUGGAAGUUCGCCGGCUCCUUCUACUUCGCCAUCACGGUCAUCACCACCAUCGGCUACGGGCACGCUGCCCCGGGCACGGAUGCCGGCAAAGUUUUCUGCAUGUUCUACGCGAUCCUGGGCAUCCCCCUGACCCUCGUCAUGUUCCAGAGCCUGGGCGAACGCAUGAACACCCUCGUGCGGCUUCUGCUCAAGAAGGUGAAGAAGUGUCUGGGCAUGAGGACAACCAACGUCUCCAUGGAAAACAUGGUCCUGGUCGGCUUUCUGUCCUGCAUGGGCACACUGUGCAUCGGGGCGGCGGCCUUCUCUUACUUCGAGGGCUGGACUUUCUUCCAUGCCUACUAUUACUGCUUCAUAACCCUGACCACCAUCGGCUUCGGAGACUUCGUGGCCCUGCAGAAGAACGAGGCGCUGCAAAAGAAGCCCCCGUACGUGGCUUUCAGCUUCAUGUACAUCCUGGUGGGCCUGACGGUCAUCGGCGCCUUCCUCAAUCUGGUGGUGCUGCGCUUCCUCACCAUGAACUCGGAGGACGAGCGGCGGGACGCAGAGGAGAGGGCUUCGCUGCGCAGGGCCCGCAACAACCUCCACCCACCGCCCGGCGAGACCGGCCGGGGCAGCAAGGCCAUUUUUCUCCCGGCGGAGGAGCGGACGAGCCAGCUGAACCUGAUCCCGCUGGUCCAGGAGGACGCAGAGAGGCGGCGGCGGCGCUCGGCCAACUCCUCGGCCAAGGUGCCCUCCUUCUGCACCUGCCUGUGCUACCGAGCCCCACUAUGCGGCAGCCCCGUGCCCUCCCACCCCGAGACCCUGAGCUGCCACACCAACCCCGUGUACUACAACUCCAUCUCCUACAAAAUCGACGAGGUGUCCCUGAGCACGCGGGGCCAGACCGGCUCCUCCCCGGCGAGCACGUUGUCAUCUGGCAGCCCCCGGUGCCGGCAGCACCCGCGGCCGCGGAGGAAAUCCAUCUAG
This is a messenger RNA of Cygnus atratus (black swan), 1197 nucleotides long. It is a transcript of the gene KCNK15, whose product is annotated as potassium two pore domain channel subfamily K member 15. The transcript has 2 exons. The coding region runs from base 1 to 1197 and encodes 398 amino acids. Gene Ontology annotation, biological process: stabilization of membrane potential; potassium ion transmembrane transport. Gene Ontology annotation, cellular component: membrane. Gene Ontology annotation, molecular function: potassium ion leak channel activity. Lineage: Eukaryota; Metazoa; Chordata; Aves; Anseriformes; Anatidae. The record is from RefSeq and is a predicted model, not a curated record.